UUUCGGGGCACACACGAGGCGAGACGCGCAUCAGUUUCAGUUUCAGUUGGACGGUUUAUCUGCUGGACGCGGGCGGCAAGUGGGACGUUGGGCCUGCCUCUGGCUGCCACCUCUCGCUGCUCCCCACGGCCGUCGGUGUCGAGGCGAUCCAUGGAUGUGGCGGAGCGGAGCGCAAAAAAAGGGAAGAGCGAGCUGGGCCGGCCACGGCUUAGGUAAGCAGUCAGGGACGCGCCGUUACUUAACGGGCUCUAGAUCAACUUUCCUCAGGCACCGGUCCCUUUUCCCCCCUGGGCCAACAAACAUGGACCAGCCAGCGGAUCCCUCGUCCGCCACCAUGCCCGCCGACGACCACACCCCGUCCCCGACGUCCGACACGCCCCCGCCCACCACCGCGCCCCCUGGCCCCGCCGGCAAGCGCUACCGCCCCGCCCCCGCCAAGACCUUCCAGUGCAGGGGCUACGGCGAGUGUCGCAUGGUCUUUUCGCGCUCCGAGCACCUCGCAAGGCACAUCAGGAAACACACCGGCGAGCGCCCGUUCAGCUGCCACUGCGGCAAGCAGUUCUCCCGCCUCGACAACCUCCGCCAGCAUGCCCAGACCGUCCACUCCGACAAGCAGGACCAGAACGAGCUCAUGAUGAAGGAGCUCACCACCCUCCACGCCACCAUGUCCGCCGCCUCCAAGGGCUCCUCCACCCGCAAGCGCCCCAUCCCCUCGAUCAACACCGCCGCCGCCCAGGCCGCCGCCGACCACCAGCUCUCCGCCGGCGUCAAGCAGGAAGACGCCGGACACGUCCCGCUCCACCAGCGCCCGGGCACCAGCACCGGCUACGAGGGCUCGGACCAUCCCGGGCUCAUGUACCACGCCGGCUCCUGGCACCUCCACCAACACCACCACGGCGCGUCGCCGACCAGCCAUUCCUUUCGUGACCCCGGCCAGUCCUUUCGUGUCCCCCCAGCCGCCUCAUCCACCGCACCAUCUGCCGUCGCUCUCGCCGCCGCUCCCCCUGGACCUCCGUCGUCCCAUAUCCAUGUCCACCAUCACACUUACGUCCACGGGCCAAGCCCCGGCGGCCAUUCCUUUCUGCCCUACUCCUCCCCAUCAUUCAACUUCGGCCUCCCCGACGGCCACGGGCUCGCACCCGCCCCCUCCUCAGGCUGGCGCGAUACACGGCCAGGAUCCAGCAGCAGCCGGCCACCCACUUCAGGCGGCGCAGGGACUGCUGAUCGAACCCUCCCGCCCCUCGCUGCGGUCGUCUCCUCUCAUAUGUCCUCCCGCCCCCAUCCGGGACAGGCGCCCUCUCCACUCAGCACGUACUUCCCUUACCCGGCCGACGACCCGGCACCGCCACUCGGCCCGGCACCGCGCCCGCCGCCUACGCAUCCGCACCAGGCGCAGCUUACGACGGAGGACCUGGCCUGGUCGCAGCUCGCGGCGAGCUACCCCAUCUACCCUCGUUCGGCGGCCUUGGACGACCCUCGCCUACCGAGCUGGCCUUUGCAGGAGCAGCAGCCGCAGCCGGGCGACCCGGGUCCUCUUCUUCCCCGUUCGCCUUUGGAUACGGCGGAUACCUCGGAGUCGGAGCAGGCAGCGGCGUCGGUGGGGGCGGGCCGUCACCCGCAGCGGCCGGCGUCCAUGUCGGCGUCGACGGAGACGACGGCAAUCCGUUCUCUUUCCAGCCGCCGCCGCUCACCAACGACCCUCCACCGCUCUCUCCCGCCCUCGGCGCCGGGUUCGCUCACACCUUCGGCAACAAUCCACGAAAACGGCCUCACGGCGGAGACGAUGAGCCUCGGUUCGUCGACCGGCCUCGGACGGGGACCGCCGGCGCCGGGUCCGGGCUCGAGUACGAGUACGGGACCGAGUCGCGACCCCAAUCUCGGCGGCUCUCUGUCAUGGAGCUCUGCAACGACGAGGACACAGCAGCAAAUGCUGGAGCUGGAGCAUUUCUACCAAUACCAGCAGCAGCAGCAGCAGCAGUUUCUCCUACAGCAGCAGCAGCAGCAGCAACAGCAGCAGGAAGCGGCGGAUUCUAUGGAGAUGGAUCUCCGCGCCCGAGCACGUCCGCGGCCCUUGCCGCUUCGGCGUCCACGCUCGCGAUCGCCGACGACCGCGACGAGCGUUCGCCCCGGUCCAGCGUCAGCCCCCGCGAGAGCCCUGGGCCCGGACCAGGCGCUGGCCUAUUCGGCCGAGCUCGCGCGCCAGCAGCAGGAGCAGAUGCGUGGGCUUAUGCGCGAGGAACAGCAGCAGCAGCAGCACAUGGCGAUGCAUCGUCCACGCCCCGAUAUGGAUAUGGACACGCUGGAUCGUAUGGAUAUGGAUAUGGGCAUGGAUAUGGCGGCGGAUCUCCGGCCUCGUCCUACUCAUCGUCAGCAGCCGCAUCCCCAGCUCUCCUCGCCAGCAGCGUACGAGACGACAGCGCGUCACCACUAUCCGUUCGAGCUCCGGCUCCAGCCCGCGCCGGCGACGCAGAACGGGCGGCCUCUGCCACACCCUCUGUCGGAUCAGCAGGCGCAGGCGCAGGCGGCGCAGCGGGCUCGCCUCGAUCACCCGUAUCGGCAGCCAGCUCCGCAUCGACCGGAUCACGUAGUCCCAUCCCCGCUUCCCUCGCCGGGAUACGCUCCCCACCCUUCGCUUUCACUGCAUGAACGGCAGCAGAUGCAGAUGCAGCACGAGCAUCAGCAGCGCAUUCAGCAGCAGAUGGAGCAGCAGCGCCAGCAGCAGCAGCAGUACCAGGGUUAUCAGGACGCGCAAGCGCUCGACAUCGACUUUUUCGACGCGGACGGCACCGGGGGAGGCGCGGGGAGCCCGCACGGGUCGGCGAGCGGGAACAGCUACGGAUCGUCGUCCGAGCAUGACUAUCAGCAUCUGAUGAUGCACGGCGGAGGGGGCGGUGGGAUGCCGCACCACGGGAUGGCGUACGAGUCGCCGGAGGCGAUGAAGCUCAAUGGGUACGGGAGCCCGGAGCAGCUCCUGCUUCACGCGUACCAGCAGGGCACCCCGCCGCCGAUGUCGUGGGUGGUUUGAAGGAUCGGUUUGGUCGGUGUGUGCUGUUUGGAAUUUUGGAGCGGAACUCUUUCGUGUGAUUUCCUUUUUUCUUCUUCUACUACUUUUUUUCUUUGUCUUCUGGGCGGACAACGGGUUUUUUUAGACUCGCUUUUCGUUUCCCUUUUUUUCGUCUCGUUUUCUAUCGCCAUACUUUUCUCGCCAAAGCUUAGGGUAAUCGUCGCAUUCACGGUCCGGCCGAGUCCCUCACGUCGCAAGUACAUAUAACAUAUCCUUCAGUCUUAUUUUUUUCCCCGCCUCCUCCUUUCGUGCUCGUACGCACUUUCCCCUGUUACAUCACUCGCCUAAUCACCUCCCAUUCCCAUCUUGGCCUCUCUCCC
Punctularia strigosozonata HHB-11173 SS5 is the source of this 3384-nucleotide messenger RNA. RefSeq lists its product as uncharacterized. Gene Ontology annotation, biological process: regulation of transcription by RNA polymerase II. Bases 155 to 3025 code for a protein of 956 amino acids. The transcript is spliced from 3 exons. Gene Ontology annotation, molecular function: DNA-binding transcription factor activity, RNA polymerase II-specific; RNA polymerase II cis-regulatory region sequence-specific DNA binding. NCBI's taxonomy places the organism in Eukaryota, Fungi, Basidiomycota, Agaricomycetes, Corticiales, Punctulariaceae. The record is from RefSeq and is a predicted model, not a curated record.